AAACCAAUCACAAAUCGAACAAAUUUCCAGCUAACCAAUCAGAAGCGGACCCAGAGAGACGCUGCAUCCAUCGGGAUCAAAUCGAAUGCACACACAGAGCAUCCUCCGCUGCGAGACGUCCCUCUGACAUACAGCAGCAUUCCAGAUGGGGCGCAGGAAGUCAAAGAGGAAACCACCUCCCAAGAAGAAGAUGACAGGUAACCUGGACAUCCAGUUCACCUGUCCGUUCUGUAACCACGAGAAGUCCUGCGAUGUCAAAAUGGAGCGAACCAGAAACACAGGAAUCAUAUCGUGCAGUGUUUGUCUGGAGGAGUUCCAGACGCCUAUAACCUAUCUGUCCGAGCCAGUGGAUGUUUACAGUGAUUGGAUCGAUGCCUGUGAAGCGGCCAAUCAAUAGUCAUGUUUUCCUGUGACUCACCUUCUCUCUAACCUCACUCACUCACAUCUCACCCCUUCGAUCUGUCCGCCCAAUCGAAGUUUCCUGUCCAGCUAGCACGAUGUAGCAAAACCUUCACAAACUUUAGAGGCAUUAUGUUUUUUUUUUACUGAAGGCGUGUGACGUGAUCCGCUUGAUUUCGCUUCAGUGUGGCUUGCUGAGCAUGACACAUUCCUCCGGCUGGGCCAGAGGGUUGACAUGUUGUUUUGUCUGCAUCACAGUUCUCGGUGUAAAACUUCUCAUAUGUCAGCAAUUAGCAUAUGACAAGUGUUUUGUUUGUUUUAGAGUAGAUCAUGAUGUUUUCUCUUUUUUGGAGUAAUGUGUCAUAUCAUGAAGUUUAACUUCUAAUCUGAUAUUUCCCCUAGUGUCAAACAUUGCAUGUUCUCAGUCUGUAUUUGUUGUGAUUUAUGGAUGGAAAAUAUGAUAAUUCUCUUUUGUUUAGUUGUAUUUAUUAGAUUGUAAUGACUAGAAUGUCUUUUUUGUGUUUUCAACCCCGUCUUUAAAGCACUGAAACAUUUUAUAGGUUGUUUUUGAACUGCCAAAUCUUUUCAAAACUUUUAGGCCAGUAUAUAUAUAUUUGUACUGUUAGAUUUUUAUGAUUUUCCUUUUUUAAAAUCACAAUCGUUUCAUUUCUAUGACACUACUUCUGUGUAUUUUUUUUUUUUUUUUUUUGGUAUUGAGAGUAACGAGAGAAUUCAAUCUGAACCGUAUUUUUCAGGUGUUUUUUAUUGCACAAAUGUCAUGUUUAGUGAAAGGCAUAUUUAAAAAAAAAAAAAUCAAAAAAAAA
Molecule: messenger RNA, 1223 nt
Organism: Larimichthys crocea (large yellow croaker)
Lineage: Eukaryota; Metazoa; Chordata; Actinopteri; Sciaenidae
Gene: elof1
Product: elongation factor 1
Exons: 4
Coding region: 146-397 (83 amino acids)
Biological process (GO): transcription elongation by RNA polymerase II
Cellular component (GO): transcription elongation factor complex
Molecular function (GO): RNA polymerase II complex binding
Source: RefSeq, a predicted model, not a curated record